Molecule: messenger RNA, 943 nt
Organism: Olea europaea var. sylvestris
Lineage: Eukaryota; Viridiplantae; Streptophyta; Magnoliopsida; Lamiales; Oleaceae
Product: guanine nucleotide-binding protein subunit gamma 2-like
Exons: 4
Coding region: 308-607 (99 amino acids)
Biological process (GO): G protein-coupled receptor signaling pathway
Source: RefSeq, a predicted model, not a curated record
UAAGACAAACAAGACGCCAAAAAUGAUGCUGGGUAGAAAAAGACCACCAACUUUCCUUUCAUUUCCCAAACAAAUAGAGACGACUCAACCCCAGACAAAGGCCAAAGCUCCCUCUUUUCUGCUUCCUUUCUUCUUCCUCCAAUAGAAUCAAAAGUCCCUGUCCCUUUUUUCUUCUCUUCCAUCAACACGUCUUCUGAUUACAACCAGACAACAUUAGUUCAUAAAUUUUUAACUUUUUUUCAAAAUGGGCAUUUAGUCUUUGUAAUUUUGUCAUAAAGUUUUAGGGGGCUUCUUUUUGGGGGGGAAAAUGCAAUCAGAGAAUUCAGAGGAGGCGCGAUCGGUGGCUGGAGCUACAGAUACGAGAGGGAAACAUAGGAUUUCUGCCGAAUUGAAGAGACUUGAGCAAGAAACUCGUUUCUUGGAGGAAGAACUGGAACAGCUUGAUAAAAUUGAGAAAGCAUCAGCAGCUUGUAAGGAAAUGCUGACGAACGUUGAAACCAAGCCAGAUCCACUACUUCCACUAACGAAUGGUCCUACAAAUCCGACCUGGGACAGAUGGUUUGAAGGACUACAAGAUUCUUCUGGCUGCCGGUGCUGGAUCUUAUGAUGGUCAGGGGCAUUAUUUCAAGAUUUGAACUUAGAAGAAACUGGCGCCUUUUCGACGUGCAACAUUUAUAGACAGAAUGCACUUCAAAUACAAGUGCUUCAUUGUGCAGAAAAUGAUAAUUUUCCAUGUUUUUACUGAAUCAACAUCCAAAAGUCUAGGAUUUUUGGGGGUGAUUAGGUGAUGUAUUGUUUAACGGAUGUUCAAUCACGUGUGGCAUUGUGCAGACGAUAAUAAGUUUUUUUAACACCAAUUUUAGUUUUGUUUGGAAAAUAAUUUCUCCUAUGUGAUCAUUAAUGGCGGCAUACGAACAUACAAGAUGACUUACCCUUUUUUAUU